GCUAAUUUAGCUAAAACAAAUAAUGGUUUUUUGAAGUGUGAACUGAAUGACUUGAAAAAAAAAUGCACGUUUGGCAAAGAUCAUUUCCCUCCCGAGUCCGUGAGCCAAAAUAAUUGCUAUUGUACGUCUAACGAAGAUUAGACAGUCUCAGGCAUAGAAACAUUCCGCUGGAAUUUCCAAAAUUAUGAAGAUAGAGUAGAUCAGAUUGAUUCUUGGGGAAUUUUUCGAUUUCAGUGUAGUGGAGGCAACCGGAGCAUUUGGCAACUAAGAUGGCGUCUCUUUGAAGUACAUAAAAUGUUGAAACAUGACUAGUGUUUAUAAAAAUUGAAAAUUGUUGCUUGCAUUGUCGAGUGGCAAAAAUGCAGAGCCAGACAUGGCGUUGGACUAUAGGCAUCAUAGACAUCAUAGCAGUUGCAUUGAUCUGGAUAGCUGCUAGCUUUGUAGUGCAAUCUGUUGUGGAUGGGGGAGUGUCUCCUUUUCUCAUUACAUACAUUUGCAACUCCCUUUUUGUCAUUUAUAUCCCAAUUGUUGAAAUUGGCCAUUGUUUGAGACCAGCCGUAUGGAAGUUCUGGUCCAACUGUGCCAAAGAACAGAGACAGACUAUUCAAUUGAAGACAAGAGCUUCAGAACAUACAAGUCUUUUGCAAGAUGGUGUUUUGAAUCAAGGAGAUGAUUCUCGUUCCCAUGAAUCUUGUUCAACCAUGAACAUUGAACCAACUAUAGAUGAAUCUGAGGGUACCCCUAAAUCAGAAGAUGAGCUGGUUGAAACAGAGCGGUUAGUAAGAUGUACAUCUACAUCCUCAAAUGAAAACAUAAAUAUGGAUCCUUCUAAUCCUAAAGAUGUUAACAAUCAAAGACACUGGACUCGGACAGAGACAGCUAAAAUUAGCUUGUUAAUUUGUCCAUUUUGGUUUUUGGCACAGUUGACAUUCAACUUGUCUCUCAAGUAUACUACUGUUACAUCAAACACAAUAUUAAGUAGCACUUCCAGUCUUUUCACCUUCUUGGUGUCUUUGGCAAUCUUGGACGAGAAAUUCACAUGGGUAAAGUUGUCAAGUGUGCUUCUGUGCAUGGUGGGAACUGUAAUUGUUGGCCUGGGUGAUUCAGGAACAGGGGAAAGCAAAAUUGCUAAAUGGCCACUUCUUGGUGAUUUUCUAUGCCUUGUCUCGUCUGUCUUUUAUGCAUUGUAUACCACUUUGAUCCGUAAAAGGAUGCCAAAUGAAGAGAAGGGAGAAGGACAUGUUAGCACUGCACAUUUUCUUGGAUUCCUUGGUUUAUUCAAUGCUAUCAUAUUCCUCCCCCCUGCACUUAUUCUACAUUUCACAAAGGUGGAGCCUUUUCAUAAACUAUCUUUAAUGCAGGUCAGCCUAAUUGUUGGAAAAGGACUACUUGAUAAUGUGCUAAGUGACUAUUUGUGGGCAAAGGCAGUACUUCUCACCACACCUACAGUAGCUACAGCUGGUCUCUCAAUUCAGGUUCCAUUGGCAGCAAUAAUAGAUUCAUUGAGAGGAAAUCUGCCUCACUUGCUGGAUUAUGUUGGUGGUGCAGCAGUGCUUGUGGGAUUUUUUGGCAUAAUUGAGCCUAUUACCUGUUGUGCUUCAACUGAAGACAAAGAAGAAGCACACAUUCAUUGUGCUUCUCAAAAUAGCAUUAAGCAAGAUACUGGCGAUGAUGUUUGCUAGUUUUCUUAUCUUUUUCAUUCUCUGCAUAUAUUCAAAUGUUGCUUCAUAUCAUUUGUCUAUUUGUUUAUUUAUUAUAGAAUUGCUCCUUUAGUGAUUCCUAGUAUAUGAAAAAAAAUUAGUCCAACUGCAAAUUCAUGAGUAAUUCAUUUUAUACAUGUUCGCAAAACCAUCAUUUUAACUGUAGAGUUUGGAAGUUACAGCAUAUAUAAUUGGUAACUAAAAUCA
Cryptomeria japonica (Japanese cedar) is the source of this 1907-nucleotide messenger RNA. RefSeq names its product thiamine-repressible mitochondrial transport protein THI74. Gene Ontology annotation, cellular component: membrane. Bases 360 to 1682 code for a protein of 440 amino acids. Lineage: Eukaryota; Viridiplantae; Streptophyta; Pinopsida; Cupressales; Cupressaceae. Gene Ontology annotation, biological process: transmembrane transport; regulation of peptide transport. Gene Ontology annotation, molecular function: transmembrane transporter activity. The record is from RefSeq and is a predicted model, not a curated record. The transcript is spliced from 4 exons.